CUUUAUCGCGGUUGGUAACACAGUCUUGCACCUCCUCCAAAAAUUCAAGUUGACAUUAAAUAAGUAAAAAUUUGAAUCCGUGAAGUGCACAGUGUAUUGCUUUGCUAAAACGAUGGCGUCGACGAUGUUGGGCAGGAUAUUUGUGAUAAAAUCAAAUGGCUUUUCAAAAAAUAAAGUAUACACUAUCACAAAGAUAUUCUCUUGUGCCAGCUAUAGCACAGCCAGUCGUUCAAACAAAAUUUACGAAAGUGCUAAAGAAGCUGUCAGUGAUAUUCAGGAUGGAUCAAAGUUAUUGGUUGGUGGUUUCGGAUUGUGUGGAAUACCAGAAAACCUGAUUGUGGCUGUUAAAGAUAAACGUGUUUCUGGUCUUACUGUAGUCUCUAACAAUGCAGGAGUUGAAGACUUUGGUCUUGGUAUUUUGUUGAAAACCAAACAAGUAAAGCGGAUGAUUGCUUCAUAUGUUGGUGAGAAUGCAGAAUUUGAGAGACAGUUUUUGAGUGGAGAGUUGGAGGUUGAACUGACUCCACAAGGCACAUUGGCAGAAAGGAUCCGUGCGGGUGGUGCUGGUAUACCAGCUUUCUUCACUCCAACUGGUUUUGGCACUCUUAUACAUGAAGGUGGAUCUCCCAUUAAGUAUACUAAAGAUGGAAAGAUCGCUAUUCCAAGUGCGGCCAGACAUGAACAGCAGUUCAACGGAAAGAAUUAUAUAAUGGAGGAGGCUAUUACUGGUGAUUUUGCCCUUGUAAAAGCAUGGAAAGCUGAUAGGCAUGGCAACCUUAUUUUCAGAAAAAGUGCAAGAAACUUUAAUCCUGCCAUGUGCAGGGCUGCUAAGAUCACAAUUGCAGAGGUGGAGGAAAUUGUUGAUGAAAUUGACCCUGACUUUGUACAUGUACCAUCCAUAUUUGUACAUAGAGUAAUUAAAGGAGAAAAGUAUGAGAAACGGAUUGAAAGAAGGACAGUUCAAAAGCCAGCUCAAGCUGGCAAGAAGUCAGAUUCAAUGAGGGAGAGAAUCAUUAGGAGAGCUGCUUUGGAAUUUAAGGAUGGAAUGUAUGCUAACCUUGGAAUUGGUAUGCCUAUGUUGGCAAGUAAUUAUAUACCACAGAAUGUAAAGGUGUUCCUGCAGUCUGAAAAUGGUAUUCUGGGCCUCGGUCCUUUCCCAACUGAAGAGAAUGUGGAUGCUGAUCUUAUUAAUGCAGGCAAAGAAACUGUAACUGUACUGCCUGGUUCAUCAUUCUUUUCAUCUGAUGAGAGUUUUGGCAUGAUCCGUGGUGGCCAUAUUAAUUUGACUAUUCUUGGUGCUAUGCAAGUGUCUCGAUAUGGUGAUUUGGCGAACUGGAUGAUCCCUGGUAAAAUGGUGAAAGGCAUGGGAGGGGCGAUGGACUUGGUUUCAGCUCCAAGAACUAAAGUGGUUGUAACUAUGGAACACACUGCCAAAAAUGGAGCUCAUAAAAUACUGCCCGAGUGCACUCUUCCACUCACUGGUAAAAAUUGUGUUGAUAUGAUUAUCACGGAAAAGUGCGUGUUUGAAGUCGACAAAGAAAAAGGUCUUACACUGACUGAACUGGCCGAUGGAGUAACAGUAGAAGAUGUGUUGGUUAGCACUGGGUGCGAAAUAAACGUCGCUGAAAAAAUUAAGAAAAUGGGUGAUGUCACUCAGCCCGAUUCUGAAUAAGUUUUACAUACAAAAUAGGAUACCCAACGCAUUUAAGUGCCUUAAAACGUAUUUUAUAUACAAUAACUUUCAAUCUAUAUACAUAAAUAGUAAUUAUAUAUUCACAAAUGUCUUGCCAUUACAAAUAUUAUUUACAUA
This is a messenger RNA of Spodoptera exigua (beet armyworm), 1810 nucleotides long. Lineage: Eukaryota; Metazoa; Arthropoda; Insecta; Lepidoptera; Noctuidae. The record is from the annotation of a GenBank genome assembly.